Molecule: messenger RNA, 1945 nt
Organism: Hypoxylon trugodes
Lineage: Eukaryota; Fungi; Ascomycota; Sordariomycetes; Xylariales; Hypoxylaceae
Exons: 2
Coding region: 204-1229 (341 amino acids)
Source: RefSeq, a predicted model, not a curated record
AAUUAAAUUUCAGUGACUUCCAUCUUCCCAAUUAUUCAUUUUCCACAAAAACAUCAAGGUAGCAUCACCACCCAUACGCUUGCCUCUUUACUUGUUCUCUCACUCUCAUUCUUAUAAAUUAAAUCAUCUCGUCAAUUCUUGCAACAGAAUAUCCUCCAAAAGAAAAAUAUUAUAUUUUUCUAGAUCGCUGUACAUUGUACAAAAUGGAUACUCUACCAAACGAUGUAUUCCUCGCUAUAGUUGGAUGUGCGGACGUCAAGACAACACUAGCUUUGAUGGGAACGAACAAGCGACUACGUUCGAUUAUCAUCGCUUACCAGCGCUCUAUCACCAAGGCUAGUCUCGCAAAAUGUAUCGUUCAACCGCGAGGACAUGUACUCUCGUCAGACCAAUCGCGUCGGCGUCUCAAGUACGGUACCUUUAAGAUGCGCCGAGAGCUAGAGAAACGCGAGUCUCGGAUCAACCAGAUCCUCAGCAACCCGACCUGCGUCAAUCUCGCAUCGCCUCCGGGUCUCGGCCCCUUGACUUUCGAGCAGCAGAAGCACUUGUUCUCCCUUCUGAAGCGUGCGAUGCUGCAAUGCGACUACAUCGCAGACAUCGCAGUGAACGACUGCGAGCCCGUAGAUAUUUACGGUUAUGAGAUGCUUAUCUCUAACUACUACGAGCUGAGCGACCUAGUCGACGAUGUCCGCCAUUUGGAUCCCUACACCAACUACCCCGCUCGCCCGUUCCAGCUCGAGUACAUCAAGAGUCUUCCCACCCAGGAUAUCGUAAUGAUGUAUUACCUGAAGAACAUCCUCGGCGCAAGCUACCUCUAUGCAACUAGGAAGUGGAUGAACUCGGACCCGGUUUUCUAUGAGCGCGUCGUCUUCGUGGAGGAGUGUGUGCUCCGACACGGCUCAUGGUUCACAUGGGCGAAGUUCUUUGGAGGUGCUGGUUGGCGGGCGGUUACCAACGGCAUGGAGAAUAUUGGCCUCGUCGAACUCACUGGCUUCGAGCUUGGCGAAGAAGAAGACGCCCUCCCUAGUCUACAAUCGGGACUGAUUGAGCGGUUUAACGAACUGCACUCUUCCCCCGAGAACAGCAUUUUGUCGCUACGCAAGGUCGUCAAGGACCUAAUCACCGGAGUCAACGAGGACGAGCGCAUUGACGAGGGCGCCGACGAGGACUCUCAACACAAGCAAGCCUCACAAGGAGACACCGGAAUGGAGAUUGAUACCCAGGACUAAACCGUCCUGGGUUGCUAUAAUAUGAGAUACGAGAGUAACGGAUGAGGGGAUAGGGUGAGGUGCAUGGCAUUGAGCGAGCGGCGUCGGGUUACCCUUUGCAUUUAAGGGAUUAUAGUUGUGUUUUCGUUUGUUUUCUUUUUAAAAAAAAUCUCCUAUGCAUAUUCUAUGCAGGGCUAUAGAUUUUUUUUUCCGAACCAGCCAUCUCAGCGUCGGCGGGCCUGGUCAGCUUCAGGUCUCUGUGAUUUCCCACAUACAGCGACAUAUUGUCGGAAAUCAUAGCGGAUCUAUAGCGGACAGCGGGCAGCAGACCUAGAAGAGCAGAUCGAUGAUGAUAUUAGCGAUUUUUUUCAAUGAAAUUCAUAAAACCCAAAUCUUGAUCCGAUCACCUAUAAUGCCUAAGAACCAACCGGAAUCGUAGGUAUAGAUAUCCCAAGACGAAAUCCCGCCAGGAAUGCGUUGAAGUCUGGGUAUUCCAUGUCGACAAGGUAGUAUACGAUCGAGGGGAGUCGUGCUAUUCUAGCAUACACUCGAAAAUAGUAGCAUGGUCUGUAUAUGAGCGAUUGAGGACAUGGGGAGAAAUAGAUAAAGAGUCAAUCGCUCUGUUGAUGUGAACCUGAAAGAGGCUAGCGUGGGCGCCUUCCAAGUCAUUCACGCAAGAUACACCCGCCUCUUAUGACAUAUGUGGCUGUUCUUGACGUCGCUUACCUAAGUGAUGC